This is a messenger RNA of Pectinophora gossypiella (pink bollworm), 1938 nucleotides long. RefSeq names its product WSCD family member CG9164-like. The record is from RefSeq and is a predicted model, not a curated record. The transcript has 5 exons. Lineage: Eukaryota; Metazoa; Arthropoda; Insecta; Lepidoptera; Gelechiidae. The coding region runs from base 248 to 1165 and encodes 305 amino acids. Gene Ontology annotation, molecular function: sulfotransferase activity.
AAAACGGCGCACAACAAAAAUACAAAAUUGUGGUAUACACAUCAUAAUUAUAAAUUAAAAACUUCUACUAAACAAAAAUGAAAAGAUAAAGGAAAUCUAAAUAACUAUCGUAGAUUUUCAUUUGUGGCUUCAUUCAAUUGCAAUGUAACAUUCGUGUAAGUUUGCUCUUCAGUUUACUAAUCGCGAUAUGAGUCAAACGUUAAUUCAUUUUAUUUGGAAUUCCAUGCAACAAACAUAAAUAAAUGUCAUGUCGCGGCGUUUCCUGUUCGUUGUGGCGGCUUGUGUAGUGAUGUUGUAUUUUUCGAUAAUUCUCUUCAUGUUAAACCCUUUGCACUCGGCGCGACUCGGGUACCCGCCUAUUCCUUAUCGAAAUGUGCCGAUUGUGGAUUGGUGUAAGCCGCUGCAGAGGCGCUCACCGCCUGGAGAUGUGGUGGGGCUCGCAUCCUUUCCCGGGAGUGGAAAUACAUGGCUUAGGUACUUGCUGCAGCAAGCUACAGGUAUUCUUACGGGCUCAGUAUACUUGGACCCCGGGCUCCGCAUGCAUGGGUUCCCAGCAGAGAAUGUAACCGAUGGCUCCGUCCUUGUUGUGAAAACUCAUGAGACACUUCAUACAUACCGCAAUUCAAUAUUUAAAUCUACUAUAAUAUUAAUACGGAACCCAAGAGAUGCAAUAUUGGCAGAAUACAACAGACGCCACAUGGGGCAUAUUGGCACCGCCCCAAAGUCCGCUUUCAAGAAGAAAAUCAGAAGAAAGGAGGGGGACGGAAUUGAAAAAAACAAAUCAAAAACACAUAAGGAGACAGAAUGGGAGAGGUUUGUAGCGUCGCAGAUGACGGCCUGGGAGAGCUGGCACAAGGCCUGGCUGGCUGUGUUCCGCGGGCCGAUACACAUCGUGUUCUACGAAGCACUGGUGAAGGACACCCGCCGUGUGCUUCGGGAUAUACUGAACUUCAUCAAUUAUAAUGUAACUGAGUCGGCCCUCACCUGCGCAAUAACCCAUCGUGAAGGCAUCUACAGACGUCGCAAGAAGCUCAAAGAUUUCGACCCGUUCACCGAUGAGAUGUACGUACAACUAGACAUAAUAAAGAACCGCGUAUUAGCCGUCAUAGCGGAGUAUAGGAACAAGCAUAAUGAUACAGGUAGUAGGCGACGAAGACGGAGCUAAGUAAAGAAUUCGUUGUAUCAUUUCCAUAAGUGCCAAUUCGGGUAACCAUCAGCCAACUUAAUUUAACAGAAUUAAAAGUAGCUCUAUCUCUUUCUUGCCCUUAUUGUAAGUGAAGGACGGCACUAGUUCAACAGCUGUCAAACUAAAAAUAAGUUCGUGUAAGCCCGAAUAGGCAUCAUUAUAAGUUUAUUUGUGAAAUGAUUAUAGAUUAUAGAUACUUAAUGACGUAAGGCCGACCUAAAACGUACUUAAAAUUCUUUUAAAAUAAGUAUUGUAAUCUUGUGGCUGUCUUCCGCUACAAAAGAAAAUUUAGAAACUAGUUUAUUUAUUUGUACAAUGCCACCAGUAAGGGUAGCAUGGGUUACGCGCCUUCGCUAACUAUAGUGAGGGCUUUGCGCAAUAGACAGCGAAUGCUAUCUACGUGGAUAAACGUAUAACGGCUAUCGGUCGAAGCCCUCGAUAUAGCAAAUGUAAAUUGUUACUGGCAAUAAAUUUAUUUUAUUCUUAUUCUUAUUCUUAAGUCGCGCCCUGCGCGGCGUGGAAUCCAUGGCGCGGGCGAUGGUUGACAUUUAAAUUAAAUCACAAAUGUUUGUUUGCAUUUAGAAUCUUUAUCUUGACAGAAUUAAGUUGACAGCACACGUCAAACGGGUUGCAUUGCAUAUCAGCGACAUGCCUAUGUUAUUUGCCCGUGAAUGAAUAACGAUUAAUUCAUUCAAUAUAAAAUUAUCAGCUGUCAAAUCCGUCUCUUUUCUUUUCGGCGGAUAGAUAAGAAA